Aureobasidium vineae is the source of this 288-nucleotide messenger RNA. NCBI's taxonomy places the organism in Eukaryota, Fungi, Ascomycota, Dothideomycetes, Dothideales, Saccotheciaceae. The record is from the annotation of a GenBank genome assembly.
AUGAACUUGCCUCCAGAGCUUGAACUCCAAAAACUUCAGCACAAGCUCAACCCUCGCUACACUCAGCGCAUUAACGACGGCACCCACUAUGCCACCAUCAAGGACGUCAUCCGUAGAGGCGACGCUCUCGACGCUCUCGACGCUCAUUUCACGUUCCAGGAUUCGCAGAAGAAGACCGGCGAGCGUGAACGCCGUCCUCGCCAGCGCAACGCCAGUACAUCUUCUCAGAGCUCUGGCAGCUUCGUGUCUUCGCGCUCCUCCGCCAGCACUAUCGCAAGCAGACAUUGA